AUGGAGGUGAAAGAGAGUGAAAGAGCGGUAAUAUCAAAACCGGUAGCCUCAAGGCCUUCAUUCUCUAGCUUCAGGACAUUCAAUGAGCUUCUGACUGAUUCAGUUAACGUAUCUCCACAAUCGAAUUGCCACGAGGUUGUAGACGCUGCUGUAAGACCAAAGACUUUAAGGUUCCAACCGCCCGUUGCAGCUACGGUCUCAAAUCCGCGGGGUGAAGGAAAUGGCACUGGAAAGUCUUGUGAUGAUACAGAUAGUAGAAACUACGUCGUUUAUAAACCAAAAGCAAAGCUUGUCUCCAAAGCAACCGUCUCUGUAUUGGCUAAUAUGCUUCAGGGGAGUCGUCAACAGACUUGGAGACAAACCGAAACAGUAGCGUAUGGGAAGAGUGUAAGCCAAGCUACGCAUAGAGCGGGUCCUAAAGUUCCGUCCUUUACGGAAUCAGAGACAUCGAUUGUGGAUAGAUCAUCCGUGGACGGAUACAACUGGAGGAAAUACGGACAAAAGCAAGUUAAAGGAAGUGAGUGUCCAAGGAGUUACUACAAAUGCACACACCCGAAAUGUCCGGUUAAGAAGAAAGUAGAGAGGUCAUUGGAAGGUCAGGUUUCAGAGAUUGUGUAUCAAGGUGAGCAUAAUCACUCAAAACCGUCUUGUCCUCUUCCGAGGCGCGCUUCGUCAUCAUCGUCUUCAGGGUUUCAGAAACCACCAAAAGCGAUCACUUCUGAAGGGUCAAUGGGACAACAAGACCCUAAUAAUCUCUAUCAUCAUCCUCUUUGGAGCAGUCAAAGCAAUGACCUGUCUAGAAACAGAACAGAGAAUAUGAAUGAAGGUUGUGUUAUAACUCCAUUCGAGUUCGCUGUUCCUAGAUCCACGAAUUCAACUGGCGGAACAUCGGAUUCCGGUUGCAGAAGUAGCCAGUGUGAUGAAGGAAGCAUUGGAGGAGAGCUUGAUGAUCCAAGCAGAAGCAAAAGAAGGAAGAGCGAGAAGCAAUCAAGCGAAGCAGGAGUAUCUCAAGGUUCGGUAGAAUCAGACAGUCUUGAAGAUGGAUUCAGGUGGAGAAAGUAUGGACAAAAAGUGGUUGGAGGAAAUACGUAUCCUCGAAGUUAUUACCGAUGCACGAGCGCGAAUUGCAGAGCAAGGAAACACGUCGAAAGAGCGAGUGAUGAUCCAAGGGCUUUCAUUACAACCUACGAAGGUAAACACAAUCACCAUUUGCUCUUCAGGCCUCCAACUUGUUCUACUACUAGUAGUAUUCCAUUUAAUUCCCCACAACAUUCUAAGUAA
Arabis nemorensis is the source of this 1281-nucleotide messenger RNA. The record is from the annotation of a GenBank genome assembly. NCBI's taxonomy places the organism in Eukaryota, Viridiplantae, Streptophyta, Magnoliopsida, Brassicales, Brassicaceae.